AUGUCGUCUUCUCUCGCAUUUUUGGCCUUCGAGUCUAUUGUCAAUAAGCUAACCGAAACUCGUCCACUCAAAAUUGCCGAGAUCAAUAAGUUUUUGGGCACAAAAAAAGGUGCGUACCCAGUUGAUGCCCCCUUGUUUGUUACAUGGAAUAAAAACGGAAAGCUCAGAGGUUGUAUCGGUACAUUCUCGGCUUUACCACUCGAAGAGGGAGUUUCCAAGUAUGCUCUCAUUAGCGCAUUUGAUGACGAGCGGUUUCAGCCGAUUUCUGUGCUGGAGAUCUCCCAAUUGUCGGUAGGAAUUACAAUUUUGGAUAAUUUCGUGGCCAUUAAUGAUCCGCAAGAUUGGACAAUUGGCACACAUGGAUUGAAGGUCCUGUUCAAGAUAGAGAACCGGACACAUCUGGGUACGUUUUUGCCUCUGGUUGCGGAGGAGCAGGAAUGGGAUCACGUUGAGACGUUGUGGAACUUGUUGCAAAAGGCUGGGUAUCGUGGUGUUCCUCUCGAGAAAACGAUUGAGUUCUACGAGUCCGCGCUCGAGAUACAUUCAAUGAGGCUUGUCCGUUAUGAAGGUGUCAAGGUCGGCGCUACAUAUGAAGAAUAUGCCGAUUUUAGACACAAGUAUUCACAGGCCGCAUGA
Australozyma saopauloensis is the source of this 636-nucleotide messenger RNA. RefSeq lists its product as uncharacterized. The coding region runs from base 1 to 636 and encodes 211 amino acids. The transcript has a single exon. Lineage: Eukaryota; Fungi; Ascomycota; Pichiomycetes; Serinales; Metschnikowiaceae. The record is from RefSeq and is a predicted model, not a curated record.